Molecule: messenger RNA, 3024 nt
Organism: Melospiza melodia melodia
Lineage: Eukaryota; Metazoa; Chordata; Aves; Passeriformes; Passerellidae
Product: solute carrier organic anion transporter family member 1A2-like
Exons: 19
Coding region: 409-2451 (680 amino acids)
Biological process (GO): bile acid and bile salt transport; sodium-independent organic anion transport; transmembrane transport
Cellular component (GO): plasma membrane
Molecular function (GO): bile acid transmembrane transporter activity; protein binding
Source: RefSeq, a predicted model, not a curated record
GCCAGCUGGAGCAGGGCUAAUUGUCUAGACACUCUCUAUCACCAAGGAAGAAAUAGAGGCACUUCAGGAGUGAUUAAUCCCAUCCUAAAAUAGAUAUCUAAGCUGGGAUGAAUUGGAAGAAGCUUCUUCCUCCACCAAAUAGCAGAAGAGCCCUGACAGCUGGUUAGACACAGGAACUGGGGACAGAAUCAUAUCCUGCUCUCCUUGAAGGGACUGGUAAUAUUCCAGUCCACACCAAGUGGGCUAAACCCCAAGGCUUUCUCCCAUCACCACCACAUCUCAUCAGAGGUAGCUGUGGUGCUUGUGAGGGUCCCCAGGACAAGCUUGGAAAUCUGACAAAUUUUUUAAAAAGGAAGGCACUUGCAAAAUACACCUUUCUCCUCAAGGUUCCUGAUAUUCCCUCUCUGGAUGGACAGUCCCAGUGUAAGAGAACAGACUCAGAAACAGACACCAGUGUCAAUUAAAAAAGGCAACAUGAAGGAGCCUGAGAAGCCACGUGCAGAGGACAAAUUCUGCUGCAUUUCCAAGCUGAAGGUAUUUCUGCUGGCACUGUCACUUGCCUUCCUUGGGAAAACCAUGUCUGGUGCUUACAUGAACAGCAUGUACACACAGAUAGAGAAACAAUUUAAUAUCCCGGCUUCUUUAGUGGGCAUCAUUAAUGGAAGCUUUGAAAUUGGUAACUUGCUGCUGAUAGCAUUUGUGAGUUACUUUGGAGCAAAGCUUCACAGACCCAGAAUAAUUGCUUUGGGCUGCACAGUUCUGUCCUUUGGAUGUCUUUUGAUAUCACUUCCUCAUUUUCUGUUUGGGAGGUAUCACAUUGAAAGCAGCAUUUCACAACGGGAAAAUGUUUCAGUGAUGCCUCUGUGCCUUGUUAAUCACAACUUGUCCUCUUUGCCUACAGAGGAACCAUCAACAGAAUGUGAACAAGAGCCUGGGUCCCUGCUGUGGAUUUUUGUGAUGGUUGGAAACAUCGUGAGAGGGAUGGGGGAAACUCCCAUCAUGCCUUUGGGAAUUUCCUAUUUGGAGGAUUUUGCCAAAGCAGAGAAUUCACCUUUCUACCUGGCAUGUCUACAUACAGCAACUGUAAUUGGCCCCUUCCUUGGUUUGUUGUUGGCUUCAUUCUGUGCAGAGCUGUUUGUUGACAUUGGAUCAGUAGGUGCAGAUGAGAUAACUAUAGCAGCCACAGAUGCCCGCUGGGUUGGGGCCUGGUGGCUAGGCAUUUUGAUCUGUGCGCUGCUCAAUCUGCUGGUGGCAAUUCCAUUCUGGUUCUUGCCCAAGUCCUUGGUGAAGGAAGGUGAAACCAAUGAACCUGAGGAGACACGUGAAAAAACUGCAACACCAUUGCAAGAAAAUGAUAAGAAUGAAGCCAAGCAGACCAUGUAUGAAAUUGCUAAAGAUUUCAUCCCCUUCCUCAAGGCUCUGUUCCACAACCCUGUGUAUAUGUUAUUUAUAUGCAUAACUGUGCUACAGUUCAGUGCCUUUGAUGGCAUGAUAUCCUUCAUGCCCAAGUAUCUGGAACAGCAGUUUGGGAAAUCUGCAUCAGAUGCCAUCUUUUUGAUUGGUGUUUACAACUUGCCAGUUCUAUGCGUUGGGUAUUUUUCUGGAGGCUUGUUCAUGAAGAAAUUCAAGAUAAAUAUCUAUCAGGCUGCGAGCAUAGCAUUUUGGGUAUCUUUACUGGAAUACCUUCUCUACUUUGCUGCCUAUUGGACUGUCUGUGAUACCUCACCAGUUGCUGGUCUAACAGUUUCCUAUCAAGGAAUAGAACAAGUUUCAUAUGCAGAAAAUACUCUCCUGGCUGGCUGCAACAUGGAUUGUGAUUGCCCACUUAAAAUCUGGGACCCAGUUUGUGGGAGCAAUGGGAUCACUUAUGUGUCACCUUGUCUUGCUGGAUGUAAAUCUUCAAGAGGAACUGGAAGGAGUUUGGUAUUUGAAAACUGCACCUGUGUUGCAGCCUCAGGGUUUUCAUCUCAAAACAUCUCUGCAACUCUGGGCCACUGUGAUGGACAUGAAAGCUGUGACAAGAUGCUCCAUUAUUUUUUAAUCCUGACAUUAGUCUGCAGCUUCAUUUUUUCCUUAGCAGCCAUGCCUGGAUACAUGGUCUUAAUGAGGUCUCUAAAGCCUGAAGAGAAGUCAUUUGGAGUGGGUAUCCAUGGGCUGGCUUCAAGAGUGUUUGCUGGAAUUCCAUCUCCCAUUUAUUUUGGAGCUUUGAUAGACACCACUUGCUUGAAGUGGGGUACCAUGACUUGUGGUGGAGAAGGAGCGUGUAGGAUGUAUGAUGUUGUCACAUACAGGUGGCUCUAUCUUGGCCUACCAGCAGUGUUACGUGGAGUGUCCUACAUCCCAAGCACACUUGUUCUGCUCAUUUUAAAGAAGCAACUGAAAUCUGAAAAGCCAGUCUUAUUAAAUGAACCAAUAGAAAUGCAGGAUAAAGGACAAGAAGCAGUGAAAUAGCAUUUCAUAGAAGGACAUGUUCGGAAAAAAAACAUUGCAGUGUAAAUAUUGGGUAUAUCCUUGUGAAAAAUUUUGUACUUUCAGUAAGGAACACUUGGACAGAGAUUACUAGAAUUACACAUAGUUCUAUCCUACUUACAUUAUAAAAAUAUCAAUUUAUAAACACAAGGCAUGGGAAAAAUAUGUUUGGUGCAAAAGAGCAAGGGGUAGAAAAAAGAAAACUUAUGAAGUGCCAGGUUUGAGUUGUCUGAGCAAAGGGCCCUGGAGCAGGAACAUAUCUGUUCAGUGCUGUUUCACUGAAAAUAGAGAGAAUUUUGCAUUUGACUCCAAGUGAUGCCAGAUUUCAUCUAGGAAUUCUUACAUGGUUUCUGUCAGAGUGUCACUGAUUGUAGACAGCAUUUGUGGCUUCUUUGGGCCCCAGUUUUCCACAAACUUAUUUAAUGAUAUUAUCAGUCCUUUCAGGCAGGGAUUAUUUGUUAUUCUGCAUAGUAUAGGUGGUCAAUAUAUUGGUUUAUGAUAUGGUCUGGGUGUUGUGGUAAUAACAAUAAAUUUUUAAAAAUACAUUUUUAAAAA